UGUGGCGCAAUGCAUUGUGGGUAGGUCAGUAACAGAGAGUGGAGGACGCCAUGUGCUAUUGAGGGAGAAGGACCAGGACUGACAAGCAACGCUGUGACUCUGUGAAUUGGAAAUAUCUGGAGGAGAUCCGGGGGCACAAAUAAUAAACAUGUACUGCACAAGACAUUGCAUUCGGACCGCAUUGCGAAUCGCCGCAAAGACGCAUCGGCAGGAGCUCCAGACACCAACGUCAUGUGCCCUCCGAACACUCUGGACCAGCCCAGCCAGCCUUUCUGCUGUCAUCGCCGCCCCCCCUCUGGAUGGAGCCCCCAAACAGUACCCCCCCAAAAUCACCCAGCUGGUACACGACAUCACCAGCCUCACCUUGUUAGAGGUGUCAGACCUCAAUGAGCUCCUCAAGGUAUGGAACUGGAACAUGUAGACUGUGUAGAUUAAC
Molecule: messenger RNA, 436 nt
Organism: Oncorhynchus gorbuscha (pink salmon)
Lineage: Eukaryota; Metazoa; Chordata; Actinopteri; Salmoniformes; Salmonidae
Product: 39S ribosomal protein L12, mitochondrial-like
Exons: 2
Coding region: 149-421 (90 amino acids)
Source: RefSeq, a predicted model, not a curated record